Paraglomus brasilianum is the source of this 963-nucleotide messenger RNA. The record is from the annotation of a GenBank genome assembly. Lineage: Eukaryota; Fungi; Glomeromycota; Glomeromycetes; Paraglomerales; Paraglomeraceae.
AUGGCAAAAAUCGCUACAUUGUUUGUAAAUCGCUACCAAUUGACACCACAGACUAGUUUACCCCAGCUUAGUAGUUAUGCCGAAGAGUUGGCUAGUAAACUUUCAGAUGGUAAAACAAAAGAGCAAGCCCGAAAAGCCAGAGAUCAAGCUAAAAGACGCUUUCAAGAGUUGGGAUUAAGUAAGGAGCAAGCUGAUACUCUUAUCCCCAUUCGAGCACCUGGAAGGCAUGUUGUGGAAAGAGAUCCCAUCAAGGUUAUUGCACAAGAUAUUAUAAAAAACAAUCUCUCACCUGAAGAGAUAAAUGGAAUAGCAUACGACUUGGCUUCUUCCGCUCCUACUACUGUUGCUGGAAAUUCUCGUCUUAAUUUAUUACGGAAAAAAUUGCGUAGCUUAGGAGCUGACUAUCCCAUCACUGAGGCAACGAAAAUACCCUUUAUUACUGAAGAAGCAAAUCAGAUUCAAGCAAGAAAGCGUAUACUUCGUGGAAUUAAUGGCUAUGAUUGUCCCGAGUUCUUUUACCUGGAAAAAGUUCAGGAAAGACUUAACGAAUGUAAUAUUACCAAGCCUCCUUCAAUGCAAAAUCUAAUAGACAUAAUGAUAAUGCUAUGUAUGCGAUCGGCAGAUGUGAAAAAUCUUCGUAUCAAUCGAUACAAACCAAGUCGUGAGUCAUGGUAUAAUCCUGACUAUUCUUGGUACUGCAUUGGUUAUGCAAAAAAUAAAGGUGAAGUAGAAGAACCUCGACCAUUCCUUUCAAUGGAAAAAAAUCCAAUACGAGCAAGAGAAUUACUUAUCUGGAUUCAGAGAUCAAUACCGGAUAAAUUUUCCUUCUUGUUAAAAGAUAAGGAUGGAAAUACUAAUGUUGCACCUCUUAAUCAAUUCCUAAGUUGCCAUAGAAUUACCUCAUUUAUAUUAAGAAAAAUAGGAGCUGAUCAUGCUUCCAGAGUACAUGGAGGCAUAAAAUAG